Molecule: messenger RNA, 1809 nt
Organism: Apus apus (common swift)
Lineage: Eukaryota; Metazoa; Chordata; Aves; Apodiformes; Apodidae
Gene: KCNJ3
Product: potassium inwardly rectifying channel subfamily J member 3
Exons: 3
Coding region: 5-1483 (492 amino acids)
Biological process (GO): regulation of monoatomic ion transmembrane transport; potassium ion import across plasma membrane
Cellular component (GO): plasma membrane
Molecular function (GO): G-protein activated inward rectifier potassium channel activity
Source: RefSeq, a predicted model, not a curated record
GAGCAUGUCGGCGCUGCGGAGGAAGCUGGGGGACGAGUACCAGGUGGUGAGCACCUCCGCCAGCGGCGGGGGGCUGCCCCCUCCCCGGGCCGCCCCCCGGGGCAAGCGGCAGCGCUUCGUGGACAAGAACGGGCGGUGCAACGUGCAGCACGGGAACCUGGGGGGGGAGACCAGCCGGUACCUCUCGGACCUCUUCACCACCCUGGUGGAUCUCAAGUGGCGCUGGAACCUCUUCAUCUUCAUCCUGACCUACACCGUGGCCUGGCUCUUCAUGGCCUCCAUGUGGUGGGUCAUCGCCUACAUGCGGGGGGACCUCAACAAGGCGCACGAUGACAGCUACACCCCCUGCGUGGCCAACGUCUACAACUUCCCCUCCGCCUUCCUCUUCUUCAUAGAGACCGAGGCCACCAUCGGCUACGGCUACCGCUACAUCACCGACAAGUGCCCCGAGGGCAUCAUCCUCUUCCUCUUCCAGUCCAUCCUGGGCUCCAUCGUGGACGCCUUCCUCAUCGGCUGCAUGUUCAUCAAGAUGUCCCAGCCCAAGAAGAGGGCCGAGACCCUGAUGUUCAGCGAGCACGCCGCCAUCUCCAUGCGGGACGGCAAGCUCACCCUCAUGUUCCGGGUGGGCAACCUCCGCAACAGCCACAUGGUCUCCGCGCAGAUCCGCUGCAAGCUGCUCAAAUCCCGGCAGACCCCAGAGGGCGAGUUCCUCCCGCUCGAUCAGCUGGAGCUGGACGUGGGUUUCAGCACAGGGGCUGACCAGCUCUUCCUCGUGUCCCCCCUCACCAUCUGCCACGUGAUAGAUGCCAAGAGCCCCUUCUACGACCUCUCCCAGCGCAGCAUGCAGACCGAGCAGUUUGAGAUCGUCGUCAUCCUGGAGGGCAUCGUGGAGACAACGGGGAUGACAUGCCAAGCCAGGACAUCCUAUACCGAGGAUGAGGUGCUCUGGGGUCAUCGUUUCUUCCCGGUUAUCUCCUUGGAAGAAGGCUUCUUCAAAGUCGAUUACUCCCAGUUCCACGCGACGUUUGAGGUCCCCACCCCACCGUACAGCGUGAAGGAGCAGGAGGAGAUGCUGCUCAUGUCCUCUCCCUUGAUAGCCCCCGCUGUGAGCAACAGCAAAGAAAGGAACAACUCGGUGGAUGGCCUGGAUGGUCUUGACGAAGUGGGCACAAAGCUGCCUUCAAAACUGCAGAAAAUAACUGGGAGGGAAGACUUCCCCAAAAAACUCCUCAGGAUGAGUUCCACCACCUCCGAGAAGGCCUACAGCAUGGGGGAUUUGCCCAUGAAACUCCAGCGGAUCAGCUCAGUCCCCGGGAAUUCGGAGGAGAAACUGGUGUCUAAGACCACCAAGAUGAUGUCGGAUCCCAUCAGCCAGUCGGUGGCCGACCUGCCGCCCAAGCUGCAGAAGCUGUCGGGCGGCGGCAGGAUGGAAGGGAACCUGCCCCCCAAGCUGAGGAAAAUGAACUCGGACCGCUUCACAUAACCCGACGGGACGGGGCCAGCUCUCGUGCAGGGCUUGGAACUUGCCCGUGGGCAGGAGGGCAGGUCCUGCCCACCCCUGGGGUGCCCAACGCCGGGGCCAGGCAGGAGCGCGUCCCCGGCGGCGGCGGCGGCGGCGGCUGCGCUGGGAGAGCCAAGGACGGGGCCGCUGGGCGGGCGGGCGCUCGCUGCCAUGUCCCCCCGACACGCAUGCAAUAACCGUGUGCCAUUCCUUGCAUCUAGUUUUAUGGCAUGACUCCUACUCUAUUUAUACUGUAUAUUCUGGAAAACCCGGCGCGGGGCGUUCCCUCCUCCUCCCCCCCCCCCCCC